Cryptomeria japonica (Japanese cedar) is the source of this 1391-nucleotide messenger RNA. RefSeq names its product ras-related protein RHN1. The transcript has 7 exons. Gene Ontology annotation, molecular function: GTP binding; GTPase activity. NCBI's taxonomy places the organism in Eukaryota, Viridiplantae, Streptophyta, Pinopsida, Cupressales, Cupressaceae. Bases 324 to 920 code for a protein of 198 amino acids. The record is from RefSeq and is a predicted model, not a curated record.
UCAAAUCACCUACCGUUCAUACCAAGAGAAAACUCAGUCAAAUUUGGCGAUCUCGAGUUAAAUUUAGAGCUCCAUCUUAACUUGUAACACUAAAUUUGUCAACGGUGACAUGUAACCGGCAAAAGAUGGAAGGAUAAAUACGAAUAAGUCCACUAGCUACAUCCAGUUUCAAGGAUCAAAGAGCUUUCAUUGCGUGACGGCAAGUAUAGGGCUGAAGAAUUCUGCGUAUAUUUCCAUCCCCAAUUUCAGUAGUUAAGAGGAAAAAUUGGAUUUGUUUGUUCAAAGAUAUUGACAAUUCAGAAGCCCGAUAUAGAGGAGGGACAAUGGCUACGACAGGCACCAAUAAUAUUCAGGCCAAGCUUGUGCUUUUGGGCGAUAUGGGGACUGGAAAAUCCAGUCUGGUUCUACGUUUUGUCAAGGGGCAGUUUUUUGACUACCAGGAAUCCACAAUAGGGGCUGCAUUUUUCUCUCAGACAUUAGCUGUCAAUGAGACCACGGUGAAGUUUGAGAUAUGGGACACUGCAGGACAGGAAAGAUACCAUAGCCUUGCUCCCAUGUAUUACCGUGGUGCUGCAGCAGCUAUAAUUGUAUAUGACAUCACAAACUCUGAUUCAUUUACUCGAGCAAAGAAAUGGGUGCAGGAACUUCAAAGACAAGGCAACCCAAACUUGGUGAUGGCUUUGGUAGGAAAUAAGGGUGAUCUAGUAGCAAAGAGAAAAGUGGAGCAAGAGGAGGGUCAAGUGUAUGCCCAAGAAAAUGGGAUGUUUUUCUUGGAAACGUCAGCGAAGACUGCACAAAAUGUCAAUGAAUUAUUCUAUGAGAUUGCACGAAGGUUACCCAAAGCACAACCCAAUCUACAUUCUAGUAUGCUUUUGAAAGAUAGAUCUGCAGAAAGAGGAAGGAAUCCUUGUUGCUCAUGAAGGUGUUAGAUUGCUAAAAGAUUGGGCACUUUGCAUACAAUUUAAAGAUGGCAAUACAUUGAAGUCGGUGCAGGCUGGUCUUUGAGUAAAUAGAAAGGGCAUCGCUGAACCUGUUGAGAUUCAAAUCCUAGAUUUGGAUAAGUAGUUAUCAUCACUUAGCCCAGUUCUGGCUAAUGCUUCUUGUUACCCAAUUUCUCUCAAAAGAUCAAGUGCCUCGUUUCAAUUAAAUAAAUUGUACAGGUGUUUUCCGCAUUGAUUUGUGUUACAUAGAAAGUUCAGUGUGGACUCACAUUUUUUUAGAAGAUCGUAUCUAAUAAUAUGUUGUUGCAAAACCAAAAAUUUCUUGUAAUUAUAUGCCAGCAACUCUAUGUUCAAUUAUGAUGUGUGUAAUUUGUUGGUAAGAUGUUAAAUUCUGUAUGCUGUACUGAUUUGCUUUCCAUAUCUAUGAAUAGAUGACUCAGUAACGUAGUC